AACUAUUAAAACACAAGUGUUCAAGUAUCUAAAUACUUAUAAGAUGUAUUUUAAAAAAUAAAGAUAAAUAAAAGAGUGCCGGUAGUACUUAGUAUCAUUGCCGGCUACCAAUGUUGUUACGGUUUUUGUUAUUGUUUCACAUAAAAAACUUAUUCGAUGGAGCUUAAUAACAAUAAUAAUAAAAACAAUAUAAACUAUUAUUUGCGAUGAUAAUCGCAACAAAAUUAAUAAUCAGUAUAAUGAGUACAUGGAAAUUGAUACAGCGACGCUGUUACGAUCUCCUUUCCCAUAAAUCAUCAUUGCUUAUUAUUCUAAUUGCAUUUACAUGCAUCUUUGUCGGUACUGUUCACUUUGGAGAGGUAUGGCUCGCCUGGAGUAAGGAAAAAUAUCAAGCAGUUUUCCACUCUUUCAAUGACAAUAUAAUUGGCACUUCAUUUCAAAAUAAAUUGUGCCAACAUGUGCCUAUUGAUGUUGUUUAUACAUGGGUGAAUGGUAGUGAUCCAAAAUUUAUUGAAGACUUGCAUAAAUAUGUGCCAGUUAGUGAUAUAAAUGCAGCCGUAUCAAGAUUUAAUGAUAAAGAUGAGUUGAGGUAUUCAUUAAGAUCUUUAGAAAUGUAUGCGCCAUGGGUAAGACAUGUUUAUAUUAUUACCAAUGGACAAAUACCCAAUUGGCUCGACAUGGAUAAUGAAAGAAUGACUCUUAUUAGUCAUGAUGAUAUAUUUCCAAAUAAAAAUAAUCUACCUACAUUUUCAAGUCCUGCUAUUGAAAGUCAUAUUCAUAGGAUACCAGGAAUUUCAGAUAAAUUUUUGUAUUUCAACGAUGAUGUGUUUCUGGGUACAGAAGUUUGGCCUGAAGAUUUUAUAACCCAAACUGGGGGACAAAAAGUAUAUUUAGCAUGGUGGAUACCCGAUUGUUCAGAUAUUUGCCCUUGGGCAUGGGUUGGAGAUGGUUCUUGUGAUCCUGCUUGUAACACAACAGUUUGCGAGUUUGAUGGUGGAGAUUGUAAUGCAACACCAAUACCAACAAAUAGUGAAAUGAUGGAAGAAGAUGGUGACUAUCCAUACAAACUUCUUCAAAUGAAUCAUGAUAAAGAAUCAGCUAAAUUUUUUGACACAUUCAAACAAAAAAAUCAAAAUCCAAUCAAUAAUAUACUUAAUAUUUCUUCAUUAAACAUAUAUUCUUCCACUAUUUCUUCUUUUCCAUCUUCGUCUCUGUCUUCAUCUUCUUCGUCAUAUUUUUUGACUUUAAAUACUGGGAAGAAUAAUGAAAAUUCAAUUGAUGAUAUUAUUAAAUUACUUAAAGAUAAGCAUAAUCAUAUAAAUAAUACUCAAGAUAACGAAUUAAUUCUUUCAAAAAAUAAUUUUAAAAUAAACAAAACCGUUCAACUAAAUGGAGAUAAGAAAAAGCUACCAACAUCCACUGAAAUAAUAGGAUUUAAAUAUGAAUUUGCGCAUCCAAUGAAUCGCCGCAAGCAGCAAAAUCGUAAUGACGAUAUUAUUAAUCUUGUACAUAUAAGUGACUCAGAUAAAUCAGAAAAUAAUAAUAACAACGAUAAUAAUAAUAAUGAUAAUAUUUAUUAUAACAAUAAUAAUAAAAAUAACAAUAAAUAUCCAAAUCAUUUGAAACGCAAAAUACGUCGAUUAGAUACUUAUGCAGAGUCUCUAUUGUAUGUCAAUAGAAUAUAUAAUGCAGCUUAUGGAUUUGAACGUCGUCGUGUGCCCGCUCAUAUGCCGCAUUUACUUGACAAACAAAUAAUAAUAGAUAUGCACGAUAAAUUCAAAUUUGAAUUUGAAAAAACAUCAUCACAUCGUGUCAGAAAUUCUCAAGAUAUGCAGUUUGCAUUUUCAUAUUUUUAUUAUCUAAUUAGUGAAAAACAGCAAUCAACAGCUGGUGAAAUAUUUGAUAAAUUUGAUACUGAUAAAUCAGGGACAUGGUCGGAUCGCGAAAUAAGAACUUUGUUAUCACGAAUAAAUCCGCUACCUUUGGAUUAUAGUCUUGUUGUAGAUUUUGAAAAUUCAAUAACGAAUUGUUCGCGUCGUAUUAAAUUAAAUAAUUAUGAAAAAAUAGAGCCACCUUCUGGUGAACGUUACCUUGAUUCUAUAUUACCUACGGUAACAAGAGAAUUAAUAAUUAAAUGUGACGCUAUUGCUAAUAAAAUAAAACAACAUUUUGGAAUUAAAAAUCGUUAUCAACAUGAAAUUUUAAAAGCUGGUAAAAAUGAAAUAUUUGAAAUGCUAACGAGUAAUGUAUCACAGACUGUUCAAUUACUCGAUGAAAUACGACGAGAGCCGAAAAAAUUUAUUUGUCUCAAUGAUGAUAUGGAUCCGUCACGAAAAUCCGAAAACGAAAUAAUCCGAGCAUUAUUAAAUGAUUUUUAUCGCUCACUGUAUCCACUUAGAAGUAAUUUUGAAUUACCAGCUCAGUAUAGAAACAGAUUUUCACACCGGGAUGAAUUAUAUGAGUGGCGAGCUAGUCGUGCAAAAGCUAGAAAUAUUUUACUUUUACUAAUAUCAUUGCUAAUGUUUAUUACUAUAUAUCAUUUAUUCUACAAUCAAAUCAGACGAUUUUUACGCAACAGAUCUCUCCCGGCACUUCUUGUUUAAUUUUUUUUUCUUCAUUAUUCAAGUAACUCUUAAAAUUUUUUUAUAAUGGGUAUAUUCUAGUCAAUUAUUUAUUGUAAAUUUUAUUUUUAUUUUUAUAUAUUUUUAUCUAAUUGUUAAUAACAAUUUUUAAACUUGUAAUUAUUUUAUUAUUAUUUAUUAAGGACUCUACAAUAAACUAUGUAAUAA
Microplitis demolitor is the source of this 2789-nucleotide messenger RNA. RefSeq names its product N-acetylglucosamine-1-phosphotransferase subunits alpha/beta (gene Gnptab). The record is from RefSeq and is a predicted model, not a curated record. The transcript has 3 exons. Bases 207 to 2603 code for a protein of 798 amino acids. Gene Ontology annotation, molecular function: UDP-N-acetylglucosamine-lysosomal-enzyme N-acetylglucosaminephosphotransferase activity; calcium ion binding. Gene Ontology annotation, biological process: carbohydrate phosphorylation; N-glycan processing to lysosome. Gene Ontology annotation, cellular component: Golgi apparatus. Lineage: Eukaryota; Metazoa; Arthropoda; Insecta; Hymenoptera; Braconidae.